AUGGACGGGUCACCCCGACCUGAAACCAUGCGCUCCUCUCACUCUGACUCCAAAGACCCCACCGGGCCCAACUCCGGAGGUGCCCCGGAACGAGCACCCAAGGAGGACGUCAUGAUCACUCUGUCGCUCUCUCGCGAACCUCCGGCUCCUCCUCGGACCCGAUCCCCUUUAGCCCGAUCGCAUCUCCGCUCAAGAUCACUGGUGGGAAUCCCCGGAAUGCCUUCGAUGACGCGCGCCUACUCUUCCCCAGGGCUGGACUCUCGUGGACGAUAUAUCUUCGUCAACGGCCGCGGGGUGCCCGCGCCUCAACCCACCAUCGACUACGCAAAGCGAUCCACGCCCUUGCAGAUGCGCAGCGACGAUCACAUCGAGACCCGCCUGGGGUCGCUGAACAUUUCCGAGACUAUCUCUGAAAACGCCGAGCUCGAGACCCUGCCGCGAUCUCCCUCCUCCCAGUCGGGCUCCUCGCCAGUCUUGAUGCCGCAGAAUUACCCGCGCAUCGGUCGCCUGCGUUCCACCUCGCCUCUUCACGUCCAGCAGCCCAUCAACAGUCCCCCGUCGAUCCAUACCUCUCCUACCCUCGGCGGUCGAUACAAUGAGGCCUACCCGGUUCAUUCAGCCUCCUCUACUUCCUCCGUGCCAUCGACCCCGACCAGUCUCCGCUCGCGCAGCCCCAGUAUCUCGUCCCUGGAGACUAUUCCCGACAUCCCUGACGGUGAAGCUGAGGCACUCGAGGAAGAGCGAAUUGCAGAGCUGAAGGCUGCUGCAGACGCGGCCGACGCAGCAAGCUCUGCCAACCGACGACGCGGCGCAUCCGACAUUGCUACACCCUCUAGCUCCUUUGGCAAUGUUCGUGGCGGAGCCAGUGUGUACGCUCCACGGAGUGACAAGCGCAAGCGAUGGAGUGUCUGCGGCGCGGAGCGCCGACAGGACCUUGACCUGGAGACCAUCUGGGAAGACUGA
Penicillium cataractarum is the source of this 963-nucleotide messenger RNA. RefSeq lists its product as uncharacterized. Lineage: Eukaryota; Fungi; Ascomycota; Eurotiomycetes; Eurotiales; Aspergillaceae. Bases 1 to 963 code for a protein of 320 amino acids. The record is from RefSeq and is a predicted model, not a curated record. The transcript has a single exon.